AUGGCGGCGGUGGGGCCGCGGACGGGCCCAGGCGCCGGGGCCGAGGCGCUGGCGCUGGCAGCAGAGCUGCAAGGAGAGGCGACCUGCUCCAUCUGCCUGGAGCUCUUCCGCGAGCCAGUGUCCGUCGAGUGCGGCCACAGCUUCUGCCGCGCCUGCAUCGCGCGCUGCUGGGAGCGCCCGGGGACGAGGGCCACCGCCGUGUCCUACACGCUGUCCUUCUCGCUGCCCUGCCCGCAGUGUCGCGAGCCCGCGCGCCCCAGCCAGCUGCGGCCCAACCGGCAGCUGGCCGCGGUGGCCACACUGCUGCGGCGCUUCAGCCUGCCGGCCGGCGCGCCAGGAGAACACGGGCCUCCGGAGGCGGUGGCGGCCGGGUGCGCGCAGCACGGCGAACCGCUCAAGCUCUACUGCCAGGACGACGGACGGGCCAUUUGCGUGGUGUGCGACCGCGCCCGCGAGCACCGCGCUCACGCCGUGUUGCCGCUGGACGAGGCGGUUCAGGAGGCUAAGGAGCUCCUGGAGUCCAGGCUGAAGGUCUUGAAGAAGGAUUUGGAGGACUAUGAGGCCUUUCGUUCCACAGAAGAGAAGGAGAGCAAGGAGCUCCUGAAGCAGAUGGCAGCUGAGCAAGAGAAAGUAGGGGCGGAGUUCCAGGCUCUGCGGGCCUUCCUGGUGGAGCAGGAGGGUCGGCUCCUAGGCCGCCUAGAGGAGCUGUCUCGGGAGGUGACACAGAAACAGAAUGAGAACCUGGCCCAGCUUGGGGAUGAGAUUGCCCAGCUCUCCAAGCUCAGCAGUCAGAUCCAGGAGACAACGUGCAAGCCUGAUCUUGACUUUCUCCAGGAAUUCAAAAACACACUAAGCAGGUGCAGCAAUAUGCCUGCCCCCAAGCCAACCACAGUCUCUUCUGAGAUGAAGAAUAAAGUCUGGAAUGCUUCCCUCAAGACCUUUGUCUUAAAGGGGCUGCUCAAGAAGUUCAAAGAGGAUCUUCGGGGAGAGCUGGAGAAAGAGGAAAAAGUGGAGCUGACCUUGGACCCCGACACGGCCAACCCCCGCCUCAUCCUCUCUCUGGAUCUUAAGAGCGUGCGCCUUGGACAACAAGCCCAGGACCUGCCCAGCCACCCGCGCCGCUUUGACACCAACACACGAGUUCUGGCUUCCUGCGGUUUCUCCUCUGGGAGGCACCACUGGGAAGUGGAAGUGGGCUCCAAGGACGGCUGGGCCUUUGGCGUGGCCCGUGAGAGCGUGCGCCGCAAGGGUCUCACGCCCUUCACCCCGGAGGAGGGCGUCUGGGCGCUGCAGCUCAACAACGGGCAGUACUGGGCGGUGACCAGCCCUGAACGGACGCCCCUCAGCUGUGGGCACCUGUCCCGCGUGCGGGUCGCCCUGGACCUGGAGGUGGGGGCUGUGUCCUUCUACGCUGCAGAGGACAUGCGCCACAUCUAUACCUUCCGCGUCAAUUUCCAAGAGCGCGUGUUCCCUCUUUUCUCUGUCUGCUCCACCGGCACCUACUUGCGAAUCUGGCCUUGA
Rangifer tarandus platyrhynchus (Svalbard reindeer) is the source of this 1521-nucleotide messenger RNA. Lineage: Eukaryota; Metazoa; Chordata; Mammalia; Artiodactyla; Cervidae. The record is from the annotation of a GenBank genome assembly.